UUUUCAUUUGAGUUGCCAAAAUUCGUGAAAAUCCAAAAUUGCUUUUAUCAGCGUUUGUUAUAAUACAAUUUGCAUGGACGCCACUUGUUUGAAUUUUAAGCUUAAAACAGUUUUCCAAAACACUGAGAUAAGUGAGUAAGACUUGUUUAAAUUUUUAUCAAAAACAAGACAUGAAAGAGAGAGCUUGAGCUGGAAAAUUUUAUGUGGGGAAGAAAAGAACUAAUAACUUUUUCCCAUUAUUCUAUCAAUUUCAGUUUUCAACAACUCAAUUUUCAACUUCUUCUUCUUCUUCUUCUUCUCAAAAUUCCAACUUUACUUUGUACUUUACUCUACUCUCUCUCACAGUCUCACAAUUGAGGGAACCUGAUAAGAUGAUGAUGUUGAUCUCUCCAUCUCCUUUUUCUCUUUGUUGUGCUCUCCUCCUCUGUCUGCCACUGGCACUGGUUUUCACUUCCACUACUACUCCUCCAACCACCGGUAACAGUGGCAUAAAAAGAAACUUACUUCCUCCACCACCACCACCAAUAAGAAUACCCACUGAUGAUGAGUCUCUAUUCAAACUCGCUUCCCGAGUUAACUCAAAACCAUUUCCUUCUUCUUCUCCUUCUUCACCGAGAAAAAUUGCUUUUAUGUUUCUUACAACAACUCCACUUCCAUUUUCACCACUCUGGGAACUGUUUUUCAAUCAAACCAAAGAAAUUCAUCAAAAUCAUAAUAAUCUUUACAACAUUUACAUUCAUGCUGAUCCAAAUCAAACUUACGACUCACCAUUCACAGGUGUUUUUAACAACCGAGUAAUUCCUUCGUCAAAACCCACAAAGAGAUUCACUCCAUCUUUAAUUUCUGCAGCUCGUCGUCUUCUUGCUCAUGCUUUGAUUCACGAUUCUUCAAAUUCCAUGUUUGCUCUCAUUUCUUCUACGUGUAUUCCUCUUCAUUCUUUUAAUUUCACUUACAAUACCUUAAUCCGAUCAAAGAAAAGCUUCAUCGAGAUACUACCUAACGAACCAGGAGCUUAUGAUAGAUGGGUUGCGCGUGGAUUAGAUAUCAUGUUACCGGAAAUUCCAUUCGAUAGGUUUCGAAUCGGAUCACAGUUCUUCGUCUUGACCCGCAAACAUGCAAGAUUAGUUGUGCGAGAUCGACGGCUAUGGUCGAAAUUUAAACUUCCUUGUCUGCAAUGGGAUGUCUGUUACCCGGAAGAACAUUAUUUUCCUACUCUGAUGAACAUGCUUGAUCCACAGGGAUGUGUACCUGCAACUUUGACUCAUGUUGACUGGCAUGGAAGAUCCGACGGUCAUCCUCGUACUUAUGAAGCUUCAGAAGUGAACCCCGAGUUGAUCAUCAAGCUUAGAGGAGACAAACUCAGAUAUGGUGGUACUGAUGAAGAUGAUGAGAAGAAAAUAAACGGCUCUGAUUCGUCGAGGAUGCUGCAUCAAAAACAUCAUCAAGAUGACCGUUUUCUUUUUGCAAGGAAGUUUUCUCCGGAUUCAUUACAACCGUUGAUGGAUAUAGCUGAAGAUAUUAUCUUUAAAGAUUUUUGAUUUUUGUAAAAAUUUACUAAAAUGAUGAGACAAAAAAUACCUUCCUCCACUUUGAAACUCAAAAAAGAGAGAAAGUUGAGAGAGAAGAAAAAAAAAAAAA
This is a messenger RNA of Papaver somniferum (opium poppy), 1638 nucleotides long. RefSeq lists its product as uncharacterized. Gene Ontology annotation, cellular component: membrane. The transcript has a single exon. The record is from RefSeq and is a predicted model, not a curated record. The coding region runs from base 372 to 1538 and encodes 388 amino acids. Gene Ontology annotation, molecular function: glycosyltransferase activity. NCBI's taxonomy places the organism in Eukaryota, Viridiplantae, Streptophyta, Magnoliopsida, Ranunculales, Papaveraceae.